UUUUGUUUAAUUUUACUGCUUUUUCGUUUUGUUAUUUUUAUCGAUCAUUCAUUUUUUUGACCUUUUUUUCAUUUGUAUUUUUUCCUUGUCUGCUCUUUUUGAUUUUUAAUCUCAUUUUCCAUUGGCCUAAAUCUUCGACUAUUUUUUUCAACCAAUCAUGUUUAUGAUAGCCUGGUUUGACCUGGAAUCGUUCAAGUUUACCUUUUUGUAAAUAAUUUUGUUUAGAACUUAUAUUGUCUCUCUAUAUUUCAGUUGUCUAUCAUAUUACGUAGAUUAUCAUGAAGUACAAACAGAUGCUGUCCAAACAUAUUAAUCUUGAGACACCGCAACACAUGGACUUGAUCUCUCUAAAUCACACGACAAUCGACAGCCACAAACAGUCAGUACAACUGGAAUACCACACAAACUCACUAUUGAAACCUACCGAAAGUCGAACUUUAAAUCAUCCAUUACAUCCUUCGAUGGAGUCUUUAGUUUUUGUAACAGAAAAUAAAUUAAAGGAAGAUAUUCGGGCGUUUACUACUCAGAAUACCGAAACUAGUAUUUUUCAAGAGAAUGCAGGUUCACAAUCACCAUCAAGUUACUCAAAUAUAACUAAUAAAUGUCAGAUAAAAUUAAACACUUUGUCAAAUCCUCCUAAAAUUAGAAAAAGAGAACCUUACAUCCCAAGUUAUAUGGAUCCUUUAGCUGGCCCUGAACCUUGUGUUGUUUGUGGUGAUAACGCAACUGGAUUUCACUAUCGUGCUAUGACAUGUGAAGGUUGCAAAGGAUUUUUUCGACGUUCAGUACAGAAAAAAUUGGUUUAUACUUGCAAGUUUCAAGGUCACUGCUCUGUAUCUGAUAAACAAAAUCGAAAUAGUUGUCAAAAAUGUCGCUUUGAUAGAUGCAUUAGCGGCGGGAUGGCUAAGGAUCUCGUACUUGAUGAAGAUAAACGUUUAGCUAAACGUCGUCUAAUCGAAGCAAAUCGAGCACGUAAAAGAGCUGAAGCUAUGGAAGCCUCCACUGCUGCAUGUGUUACAGAUCCAUCAAUUAAUAUACCUAAUUUUACAAAUCCUAAUUCAGUAUCAAAAUAUCAUUUCAUUCACAAUCAGCCAAUCUCUACAUCGAACACCAUCUCUAGUACACCUGUUAUUAUGUCAACGGUUCCUUAUCAUUCUACAAUCCAUCCUAAUACUCAUUUUACCAAUCAAUUUGCACUCAGUUCAACAACUGGAAGUCAGUUUAACUGUAACCCUAUUCAAACACGUUAUUUGGAGGUAACCAACAAUGAUAGCCACUCAUUUGUCGAUCCAAAAACUCCAGAUGCAACAUAUUCACCUGCAAAUGAAGCACAAUUAAUUGUACAACCUAUUCAAAGAAUCGAUAAAUUACAACUAACUACUAUGCCCAACAACAUAUACUGGAAUCCUAUAUGCGGAGCUCCGUAUAAACAGUGUUUCAUGAAUGAUGCUAGUAAUCAUGAUAACAAUAAUUCUAAAAUCCCACUUUCAUUUAAAGAAUCCAUCAAUGGAAUUCAGUUGUCUAGUGUAUCAAUGCAAAUUAACAAAACUCCAUUAUAUUCUAGUGAAGAUGGUUACUGCAACUUACCAAGUAAAUAUAAUGAUUUUAAUAGCCAACAAAGUGUGUGUACGAAUGCUGAAGAUAAUAACCGAAUUAACAAUAAUAAUGUUAAUAAUGUCCAAACAAAUACAGAUUAUGAGCCUCAACAGUAUUCUCCUAUAACACCUGAGAAAUGUCAAACAUUAUCUUGUGAUCAACCAGCGAUCAAAGAUCAUUUAUCAGUUUCAUAUCCUAAGUAUAUUAGUAUGAUGGAUUCAAAUGAUACAGUGCAUAAUGACUGCCCAUGGACAACAGAAGAUCAAAAUAUGGUUGAUUCUAUUGUUCAAGCUUAUAGUAAUAUGUUGAAUCCAAACUUCAAACGAAAGAUUGACAAUGGAGAUGUUGACAAAGAACCUGAGAAAGCUUUCUAUUCUUCAACAGAUUCAAAAAUCAGUUCACUUAUUGAACCAAUGAUUGCAUCACUUGUUGCAUUCGCCAGAUUAGUUCCUGGAUUUGAAUUGUUAGAUGCCAACGAUCAAACGCGUUUGUUACGUGGCUGCUGCUUAGAUAUUAUCACUCUACGUGCUGCGUACUUAUUAAGUCGCAUUGCUGUCUCACUUGGAAUUGUUGAUUCUAAUGGACAUAACAAGCCACAAUCUACAACAAGUCCAUUAGAUUCGGUCGAUAUUUUUGUGCAGAAUCUUCCUUCACAUCAACACAAUGUUGCGUCUGUUAUUCCAAAUAAUAUUUACCCUCAAUUAGGCACUUCUGAUGUGAAAUGUGCCCAGAUGAUUCGUGCGGUAGCAUUGAAAUUAGCUCGCCUUGAAAUCGACCAAACAGAAGUUGCAUUAAUGACAUCUAUUUUAUUAAUGUCCCCAGAUCGUUUUGGCUUAACUGACUGUGAAACUGUCGAACAUACUCAGGAUAUUUUAUUGGAGACGUUCAAUCGUUAUGCUAAUCGUAUUCGAAAAAUUCGUUCCAAUCGAAUGAAUCAUAAUAACAUGUCAAGUCGUUCAGUUAACAUCAAUGGAAUUUCACAACAACAACAACAACAGUACUGGCCGAGGAUUCUCAUGGCUUUAACUGAAUUGCGUUCAAUUACGUUGUGCAACCAAGGUUUAUUUGUGGAAAAAGCCUACGGCAAUACAACUGAACAGUUGCCAUGGUAUUUUCAUGAGUUAUUCACCGGAGACUUUAUAAUUCAAGAGACUAAUAUUUAUAGCUUUGAGCGUGGCAACAAUAAUGACAAUAAUAAUAAUUUGUGUUGAAUGUAAAGCGCCUAACCCUUUAUGAAAAUAUCAAGGUAUACCAGUAUUGCUCAUUGUUAUUAUUAUUAUUAUCGUUAGACUUGCAAGUGAAUAUGUAGAUAAACAGUGAACUAUGCUUAUAAUGCUUUUAUUUCGUCUCAUUUUCACUUGUGUCAUGCCUUUCUCUGUGAGUUUUUUUCUUCAUUUCUAUGUUGUUACUUUGUUUCAUUUUUUAACUUACAAUGUGUUUUAUUUUGUUAUCUGUAUAUUACUCACCAUUUUCUCUUCCUCUUUGUGUUAAUUACAUAAUAUCAUUCUACAAAAUGAUAUAUCACCAUUCUUUGACAAUAAGUAAGGAAACUAUUAUAACAACAGAAUAGUAGUAUUUGUUUGUUCGUUAUUUUGAUGGAAAAAAAUUACUCCUCAUUUCACUAACAUACCAUUUAAAUUAUAUUGAUUUUAGUAAAUAAAAAGACGAAAUUUGUACAAUGACUUAAAGUGAUGUGUAUGUACUUCAAUUCAUUUGAUCUAGAGCUUCACGUUCAUAAAAAUCUUCGUUUAUUUCGUCAAAUACUUUUUUAGAUUAGUUAGGAUUUUUUUCUAUUUUCUGUCUACCUCUACAGGAUAUUGACAAUAGAAUUUUUAUUUAAGUAUUAAUACACAGUGAAAUGUGUCAUUUGGUCUCAGUACUACUAGUGAUUCAUUUUAUAUUCUUAAUUAUUACUUUCGAUUAAAUGCAUAUUAAUAAAUGUACUACUACUACUACUAUUAUUAUUAUUAUUAUU
Schistosoma bovis is the source of this 3571-nucleotide messenger RNA. Lineage: Eukaryota; Metazoa; Platyhelminthes; Trematoda; Strigeidida; Schistosomatidae. The record is from the annotation of a GenBank genome assembly.